This is a messenger RNA of Tupaia belangeri chinensis (Chinese tree shrew), 4390 nucleotides long. RefSeq names its product BRCA1 interacting DNA helicase 1 (gene BRIP1). The record is from RefSeq and is a predicted model, not a curated record. NCBI's taxonomy places the organism in Eukaryota, Metazoa, Chordata, Mammalia, Scandentia, Tupaiidae. Gene Ontology annotation, molecular function: ATP binding; hydrolase activity, acting on acid anhydrides, in phosphorus-containing anhydrides; DNA binding. The coding region runs from base 265 to 4218 and encodes 1317 amino acids. Gene Ontology annotation, cellular component: nucleus. Gene Ontology annotation, biological process: nucleotide-excision repair; double-strand break repair involved in meiotic recombination. The transcript is spliced from 22 exons.
CCGAGGCUACGUAGAGCGGUUGCGAGUCUGCGACCCGGCCGGGGCGGCUGCCGGGUGAGGAAGAGCGAGCCGGGGCAAAGCUCUUGCUCUUUUCUGCCAGGACCCCGUUUUAUUUGCCUCCAGACCUUGGUUUCCAUUUUCUCGCGUGAACCAGUCCAGGCUGCGUUGCUCGGGUUUCCCCCGGGAUUGACAAGGCUGAGGGAAGUAAAGGGAAGGGCGCGAAGCCUGCCGCAGUUAGGAAUCUGAAGUAAACAAGAAUGCAAGAUGUCUUCAAUGUGGUCUGAAUAUACAAUUGGAGGAGUAAAGAUCAGCUUUCCUUGUAAAGCUUACCCAUCCCAGCUUGCUAUGAUGAAUUCUAUUGUCCGAGGAUUAAAUGGUAAGCAACACUGUUUGCUGGAGAGCCCCACAGGAAGUGGAAAAAGCUUAGCUUUACUUUGUUCUGCAUUAGCAUGGCAACAGUCUUUUAGUGGGAAACCAGGAGAUGAAGGGUCAAGUAAAAAAACUGAAGUAGGAUUGUCAUGCUGUUGUACAUGCCAUUCAAAGAAUUUUACAAACAAUGACAUGGACCAAGGAACUUCACCUCAUUUUAUCGGUCCAAGCACACCACCUUCUAAAAGAAGUGGCACUUCCUCAACUUGUCAAGACUCUCCUGGAAAAAAUACUCUGGCUGCAAAGUUAUCUGCCAAGAAACAGGCAUUCAUUUACAGUGAUGAAAAUGAUGAUUUUCAAGUAGAGAAGAAAAGAAUUCGACCUUUGGAAACUACACAGCAGAUUAGAAAACGUCAUUGUGCUGAAAAGGAAGUACACCAUUUGGAUGAAAAUGUUGCUUCUGCAAAGCCCAUAAAACUCAAUUCUCCAUUAGGAAAGAUAAUUUCUCUACAAAAUUCGCCUGGUCACUGUUCUCUGUGCUGUUGUUCCACUAAACAACGAAACAGUCAAGAGUCUUCAAGUACCAGUAAGAAGGAUCCUGGGGGGAAAUCUAAGAUACCCAAAAUAUAUUUUGGGACUCGCACACACAAGCAGAUUGCUCAGAUUACCAGAGAGCUCCGGAGGACAGCAUACUCAGGGGUCCCAAUGACUAUUCUAUCCAGCAGGGAUCAUACUUGUGUCCAUCCUGAAGUAGUCGGUAACUUCAACAGAAAUGAAAAGUGUAUGGAAUUGCUGGAUGGAAAAGAUGGGAAAUCCUGCUAUUUCUAUCAUGGUGUUCAUAAAAUCAGUGAUCAACACACGUUACAGACUCUCCAAGGAAUGUGCAAAGCCUGGGAUAUAGAAGAACUUGUUAAUUUGGGGAAAAAACUAAAGGCUUGUCCAUAUUAUACAGCCCGAGAACUAAUAGAAGAUGCGGACAUAAUAUUUUGUCCCUACAACUAUCUUCUAGAUGCCCAAAUAAGGGAAAGUAUGGAUAUAAAUCUGAAGGAACAGGUUGUCAUUUUAGAUGAAGCUCAUAACAUUGAGGAUUGUGCCCGGGAAUCAGCAAGUUACAGUGUAACAGAAGUUCAGCUUCGAUUUGCUCGAGAUGAACUAGAUAGUUUGGUCAACAGUAAUAUAAGGAAGAAAGACCAUGAACCCCUACGAGCUGUGUGCUAUAGCCUCAUUAAUUGGUUAGAAGCGAAUUCUGAACAUCUUGUGGAAAGAGAUUAUGAGUCAUCUUGUAAAAUAUGGAGUGGAAAUGAAAUGCUCUUAAAUUUACACAAAAUGGGCAUCACCACUGCUACUUUUCCCAUUUUGCAGGGACAUUUUUCUGCUGUUCUUCAAAAAGAAGAAAAAGUCUCAUCAAUUCAUAGUAAAGAAGAGGCAAGAGAAAUACCUAUCAUUAGUGCCGCAACUCAAAUAAUGCUCAAAGGACUUUUUAUGGUGCUCGACUAUCUUUUUAGGCAAAAUAGCAGAUUUGCAGAUGAUUAUAAAAUUGCUAUUCAGCAGACUUACUCCUGGAUAAAUCACACUGAUAUUUCAGAUAAAAAUUGGCUAAUGGUUCUACCAAAAAAUAAGAAACGUUCACGACACAAAACUGCAGUUCGUGUGCUAAACUUUUGGUGCUUAAAUCCAGCUGUGGCCUUUUCAGAUAUUAAUGGCAAAGUUCGGACAAUUGUUUUGACAUCUGGUACGUUAUCACCAAUGAAAUCCUUUUCAUCAGAACUUGGUGUUACAUUUACUAUCCAACUGGAGGCUAAUCAUGUCAUUAAUAACUCACAGGUUUGGGUUGGUACCAUUGGAUCAGGCCCCAAGGGUCGGAAUCUCUGUGCUACCUUCCAACAUACUGAAACAUUUGAGUUUCAGGAUGAAGUGGGAGAUCUUUUGUUAUCUGUGUGCCAAACUGUGAGCCAAGGAAUUUUGUGUUUCUUGCCAUCUUACAAGUUAUUAGAAAAAUUAAAGGAUCGUUGGCAAUAUACUGGUUUAUGGCAUAAUCUGGAGUUGGUGAAGACAGUCAUUGUAGAACCACAAGGAGGAGAAAAAACUGAUUUUGAUGAAUUACUACAGGUAUACUAUGAUGCAAUCAAGUACAGAGGAGAGAAAGAUGGAGCCCUCCUUGUAGCAGUCUGUCGUGGUAAAGUGAGUGAGGGUCUGGAUUUUUCAGAUGACAAUGCCCGUGCUGUCAUAACAAUAGGAAUUCCUUUUCCAAAUGUGAAAGGUCUACAGGUUGAACUAAAGCGACAGUACAAUGACCAUCAUUCAAAAUUGAGAGGUCUUUUACCUGGCCGUCAGUGGUAUGAAAUUCAAGCAUACAGGGCCUUAAACCAGGCCCUAGGUAGGUGUAUUCGACACAAAGAUGAUUGGGGAGCGCUUAUUCUGGUGGAUGAUCGCUUUAGGAGCAACCCAGAUCGCUAUAUAUCUGGACUUUCUAAAUGGGUUCGGCAGCAAAUUCAGCACCAUUCAACAUUUGAAAGUGCACUGGAGUCCUUGGCUGAAUUUUCCAGAAAGCACCAAAAAGUCAUUGAUGUAUCCAAAAAGAAUAGAAAGUAUAUACAGGAUGAGUCUGUGCUUGAAGAAUCCUGUUCGAAGGACAAUAUCCCAGCCAUCUUACUGGAAGCAGCAAGUCACCUAUCACCAGAAAAUCCUAAGGAAGAUCAAGCAACAGUGUGUGUCCAAGAAUUACGACAUCCUAAAGUGAUGAUUCAAAAUCUGUCUCUACCAAGUGGCAUCAUCUCUGGAAAAGAGAAAAAUGAUCCAGUAUUAUUGGAAGAGUCUGUCCAGGCAAAGAAAGCAGAAAAAAAUGUGAUUUCCAGAUCUACAAGCCCAACUUUCAACAAACAAGCAAAGAGAGUUAGCUGGUCCAGCUUUGAUUCUUUGGGUCAGUAUUUUACUGGUAAAAUGCUCCCUGUAUCACCUGGGCUUAGGACAUCAGAGAAUUGUACCUUUAGUGAUUCUACUUUCAAACCAUUAAAGAUGGAAAGUAAAACUGUUUUGCCAUUAGCCAAUAAAUGUGAGUCCUCAAAUCUGAUAGUAAACACAUCAUCUGGACCAUGUCCUCAACCAGGAACCAUUAUUUCAUCACUUAUGAUUGAUGCUACUCUUACUAAAAAAAACUGUUCCAAACAACCACUCUGCUGUGAAGAAUCCUUGGAGUUAAAUACUGAAUUUUCUCUGGUAAAUAAUGAAACUGAACAUUCUACUUCAAAUGGAGCUUUUGAAACAGAGGCGGAAGAUGAAUCUAUCUAUUUUACACCUGAACUUUAUGAUCCUGCAGAUACAGAUGAAGAAAAAGGUGAACUAGUUGAAAGUAAUAAAGGCAAUAUAUUGGCUAAUAAUUCAAAUUGCAUUUUAGCUGAAGACCUUUUUGAAAUUAGAACUGUGAAAGAAGUGGAUUCAGUCAGAGAAAUGAAAGUGGAGGAUCACACAGACACAAAGUUUAAUAGAAUCAUGAAUAUCGAAGAAAGCAAAAUUGAUGACAUUGAUGAUAAUAUAAAAAAAACUUGUAUAAAGGAAUUGGAAUUGGGAGAAACUCAUAGAAUGUAUAGAAAAACUUUUAAACAGUCUCCUUCCAAAAACAAAGGGCUGAGAGUAUGUAGAACAUACAGGCCACGAACCAGGAAAACUACCUGUUGGAGAAAGGGUUUUAUUCAUGGAAGAAAGGACCCAAGUAAUAUGCCUUGCCAGUCAGGACUCUAUUGUAUUGCUUGUGGAACUGAAUUAUUAUCUAAUGUGGAAGGAGGUAGGAACUAUAAAUUUUACUUUAUGCCAUCCUUAGUAUCAUUGUUGGAGAUUAGACAUUACCUUUAAGAAAUUAUUUAGAGUGUAUGUGUGCUUAGAUAUAAAUUAUAAUAAAGUAGAUUGAUGUGUUAUUAUUAUACUUUAAUCUCUAAAGUUGACUGUCAUAAUACAUGAAUUUUUAACCAUUAGGCUUGGAAGCAUAUUCUAACUCCACCUGCUGGCCUACUUUAGAAAGUUAUUU